AUUUUUUGCAAAGCAGGUGACGGACGCUGUGACAGCACUGAAGAACAAAUAACCAGAGCAAACUAACUGAGAACAACAUGAAGGAAAUAAAACUAUACAUAACCAUUGGCCUGUUACUCCUUAAAAGCAGCGUUAGAGCUCAGACAACAAAUAUCACUACAGUGACCCAAGGACCUUCAGCAUCAACUGACAGCAUGACAUCACCUGUACCUUCUGCUAGCUCAGUUUCAAUAACUGCUGGAAUCUCUCUUCUCACAACAAAUCAUUCCACAACAUCUGUUACAGUUCCUGAAAGUUAUUCACUCCCAUCAACUACAUCACAAUCAACAGGCACAAGUGCUUCUUAUCCAACAGCAUCAGGUUACACUAGUUCUACUCCAACUACUGUUUCCACAAACCCAUCAGUAGCAACUGGUAGUUCAGUGACAACUGCUAACCCAGCUACCUCAGCCACGACAUUAGCAGUCACUUCAACAAGUUUAUCAACUCAAAGCUCAGUGGUAACAAGCAGUGGGUCUUCAAGUUCUCCAGCAGCACAGAGUCCAAUAAUAACAAGUAGUUCUGCCACAGAUUAUGUGUCAACAACUACAAAUGCAGCUGGAAGUUCCUCUGCAAUGAGUUCUACCAAAACGACUGUUGACUCCAUGAUUUCAACAGCUCAUCUAACACCUGGAGACACCACUCUUACUAUGGGAGUACCUGGGAGUUCUUCUGCAACAACACUUGGUUUCACAGGCUCUCUUUCAGCAACACAGAGUCAAACAGUAACAAGCAAUUCAGGGACUUCUACCACAGCUCAACUAACAACACCUGGAUACACCACUUCUGCAUCAGGAACAACAGAGAGUUCUACUGCAACAACUGUCAGCUCUAUGAAAACUACUUUUUACCCUGUGACAUCACCCACAGAAUCUGCACUAACUUCUGUUGGUUCCACGAGUUCCUCUUCAGCAGCACCAGGUGUAAGCAGUUCUGGGACUUCUGCCACAAAUUAUUUGUCGACAACUGCACAAGCAACUGAAAGUUCUUCUGCAAUAACUCCAACGUUCUGCAACAACAACACCUGGUUUCACAAGCUCACUUUCAGCAACACAGAGUCAAACAGUAACAAGCAAUUCAGGGACUUCUACCACAGCUCAGCUAACAACACCUGGAUACACCACUUCUGCAUCAGGAACAACAGAGAGUUCUACUGCAACAACUGCAAGCUCUAUGAAAACUACUUUUUAUUCCAUGACUUCACCCACAGAUUCAACAACAAUUUCAGUUGCUUCCACAAGUUCCUCUUCAGCAGCACCAGGUGUAAGCAGUUCUGGGACUUCUGCCACAAAUAUUUGUCAACAACUGCACAAGCAACUGGAAGUUCUUCUGCAGUAACUGUGACUUCAGUCAAAACAACAUUUGACUCCAUGCCUUCAACCACAGGUUCUGCAACAACUACUUUUUAUUCCAUGACUUCACCCACAGAUUCGACAAUUUCAGUUGGUUCCACAAGUUCCUCUUCAGCAGCACUAGGUGUAAGCAGUUCUGGGACUUCUGCCACAAAUUAUUUGUCGACAACUGCACAAGCAACUGAAAGUUCUUCUGCAAUAACUCCAACGUCAGUCAAAACAACAUUUGACUCCAUGCCUUCAACCACAGGUUCUGCAACAACAACUGCUUUUUAUUCCAUGACUUCACCCACAGAUUCAACAGUAAUUUCAGUUGGUUCCACAAGUUCCUCUUCAGCAGCACUAGGUGUAAGCAGUUCUGGGACUUCUGCCACAAAUUAUUUGUCAACAACUGCACAAGAAACUGGAAGUUCUUCUGCAAUAACUCCAACGUCAGUCAAAACAACAUUUGACUCCUUCCCUUCGACCACAGCUUCUGCAACAACAACAUCUGGUUUCACAAGCUCACUUUCAGCAACACAGAGUCAAACAGUAACAAGCAAUUCAGGGGACUUCUACCACAGCUCAUCUAACAACACCUGGAUACACCACUUCUGCAUCAGGAACAACAGAGAGUUCUACUGCAACAACUGCAAGCUCUAUGAAAACUACUUUUUAUUCCAUGACUUCACCCACAGAUUCAACAGUAAUUUCAGUUGGUUCCACAAGUUCCUCUUCAGCAGCACUAGGUGUAAGCAGUUCUGGGACUUCUGCCACAAAUUAUUUGUCAACAACUGCACAAGCAACUGGAAGUUCUUCUGCAUCAAAACAACAUUUGACUCCAUGCCUUCGACCACAGCUUCUGCAAUGACAGCAAAUGGUUCCACAAGCUCACUUUCAGCAACACAGAGUCAAACUGUAACAAGCAAUUCAGGGACUUCUACCACAGCUCAACUAACAACACCUGGAUACACCACUUCUGCAUCAGGAACAACAGAGAGUUCUACUGCAACAACUGCAAGCUCUAUGAAAACUACUUUUUAUUCCAUGACUUCACCCACAGAUUCAACAGUAAUUUCAGUUGGUUCCACAAGUUCCUCUUCAGCAGCACUAGGUGUAAGCAGUUCUGGGACUUCUGCCACAAAUAAUUUGUCAACAACUGCACAAGCAACUGGAAGUUCUUCUGCAUUAACUGCAACCUCAGUCAAAACAACAUUUGACUCCAUGCCUUCGACCACAGGUUCUGCAACAACUACUUUUUAUUCCAUGACUUCACCCACAGAUUCAACAACAAUUUCAGUUGGUUCCACAAGUUCCUCUUCAGCAGCACUAGGUGUAAGCAGUUCUGGGACUUCUGCCGCAAAUUAUUUGUCGACAACUGCACAAGAAUUUGGUGACUUCAGUUGCUUCCACCAGUUCUCAGGUAACAGUCGAGAGUCCCUUUGUAACAAGCCAUUCAAUGAUUACUACCACAAUUCCAACAUCCACACUUUCAGGGUCAACUGGUUCUACAUAUACAUCUGGGACUCACGAAACAACUGCUGCAUCCACAAGUUCUUCUGCAUCAACUCCAACUCUAAAAGCAACAAGCAGUUCAGGGACCUCUACCACAGGUCCACUAUCAACCACAAGACCUUCUACAAGCAUUACAGAAAAUACAGCUAG
Colossoma macropomum (tambaqui) is the source of this 3035-nucleotide messenger RNA. Its product is annotated as serine-rich adhesin for platelets-like. The transcript has 6 exons. Lineage: Eukaryota; Metazoa; Chordata; Actinopteri; Characiformes; Serrasalmidae. The coding region runs from base 78 to 3035 and encodes 985 amino acids. The record is from RefSeq and is a predicted model, not a curated record.